GCAGCCCGUGAGUGUGUGGAAACACAAACGCAGAGGCAGGACUUCGUUUCAGCGACACGUCAAUCCCAAACACUACUCCGUGGAUUUUAACCGAAUCUCCCUUUGCGUUUUUUGUUCUUCCCAGUACCGCAGAUACUUUAUUGGAUGUUUAACGUGGAGGCUUUUUUUAUGACUACAUUUACAAAGCACGAAUGCAGCGACCGGGCUAGGACAACAUGUAAAAGCCAGAGCUGGAAGACCCUCCUGCCUCGUUAAGAUCUCCCGUUUGGGAACACUUUGGCUGCGCGAUACAACAAUGGAGGACGGAGGUUUGCGACAUUGUUCAGCAGCUGCUUCUGACAACACAUCAAACAUGUGUUGCACCUUUCCUGCUUCCGGCUCCCAGACCGUAGUCGAGGAGCACAGGGGAGACACUCCUCCAGGGCCGAUGUAUUCACCCUUCACAGCUCCGGACUCCAGGAUGACCACCGCUUGGAGAUUAGCGACGAUCAGUUUAACACGGAGCCGAAGAUAAAAAAAAACCAAGCAGGGUUUUGGUUUAAAAAGGAUUCCUGUGCCUUUGUGCGAAGAGUCUGCUAACCGUGUGUGAGGACCUCUAGGAAUACAAGGAUCGAGUCAAGGGCACGUUCAUUCCUCCUUCCACCCCCCCUUUUUACUCCACGCCGCCCGCAGGAAGAUGCGAGCGAAGAUAGAAACCUGAGCGGAGUCACAAGAGGAGCUUCAUGGAUUCCAAGGAAUCUUAAAACAAACACUCUUCUGCUGUGUUUGUUGCUGUGAGGAUCUGAUAACCAUGUGGACAUUAGCGGAAGACGUGCGCUGCAGUCUGGCCGCCGCCCUCCUAUUGGCCCUCUGCCUCCAAUCAGUGUUGACCACGGACGACGACGUGACGGCGCGCAUAAGUUUCCCCUACAAUGCAAAAGAGAGAUCGGCCAAGAGGUUCUCUGUCGAGGGCGUCUUCAAUUACACAUCUUUGCUGCUCAGCCAGGAGGAUGACAUGCUCUAUGUGGGGGCCAGGGAGGCACUCUUUGCCCUCAGCCUCUCUGACAUCAGCAGGACCAAGCUGCAGAAGAACCUGACAUGGGCGACUCCUCUUGGAAAGAGAGAAGAGUGCAGUUUCAAGGGAAAGAACCUGGAGACCGAUUGCUUCAAUUACAUCAAAAUCCUGCUGCGGCUCAACAGCACUCACCUGUAUGUGUGCGGCACCUACGCCUUCAGUCCAGUCUGCGGCUACAUCAACACGUCAACAUUCACCAUGGCGAGGGAUGACACUGGCGAGGUGGUGAUGGAGGACGGGCGUAGCCGCUGCCCUUUUAAUCCUGAGUACAAAUCCACUGCAAUCAUCGUUGAUGGUGAAUUGUACACGGGCACGGUCAGCAACUUCCAAGGGAACGAGCCGGUUAUUUAUAAGAGUUUGGGGCAAGGCACAGCGUUAAAAACGGAAAACUCUUUAAAAUGGUUACAAGAUCCUCUCUUUGUCGGCUCGGCUUUCAUCGAGGAGAGUCAGCCAAUAGGGAACCCCGUGGGUGAUGACGACAAGAUUUACUUCUUCUUCAGCGAGGCGGGGAAGGAAUUUGACUUCUUUGACAACACUAUUGUGUCGAGGAUUGCUCGCGUGUGCAAGGGCGACAGAGGGGGCGAGCGGGUGUUGCAGAAGAAAUGGACCACUUUCCUGAAGGCCCAGCUCCUGUGCUCCCUCCCAGACGACGGCUUCCCCUUCAACAUCCUCCAGGACAUGUUUGUCCUGAAGCCCAUGGGAGACAGCUGGGAGAGCACCGUCUUUUACGGGGUCUUUACAUCACAGUGGUAUAAAGGAGCAUCAGGUAGCUCGGCAGUGUGUGCCUUCACCAUGGCACAGGUGGAGAGAGCCUUCAGUGGGCGUUACCGGCAGGUCAACAGGGAGACGCAGCAGUGGUACACGUACAACCACCCUGCACCAGAACCAAGACCCGGAGCGUGUGUGACCAACCAUGCCAGGCAAAUGGGAAUCCAGUCAUCUUUGCACAUGCCCGACAAGGUGCUCAACUUUGUCAAGGACCACUUCCUGAUGGACAGCGUGAUACGAAGUGCCCCCUUGCUGCUGAAACGCAGCGUGCGCUACACGCAGAUCGCCGUGCACAAGAUUCAGGGCAUGGAGCGAGCCUACGACGUGCUUUUUAUUGGAACAGACGACGGCAAGCUCCACAAGGCCGUCAAUGCCAACGACAAGAUGCACAUCAUCGAGGAAAUGAUUCUGUUUCCUGACCCGCAGCCUGUCCAGCACAUCGAACUGGAUCCUCAGAGGGGUCUGUUGUUUGUGUCAUCCUACUCGGGCUUGGUGGAGGUGCCUGUGGCCAACUGCUCCAACUACCUGAGCUGUGGAGAGUGCGUCUUGUCCAGAGACCCCUACUGCGCUUGGAGCGGGCGCCUGUGUCGUGACGUCAGGAUGGCGCCGCCUGACAGCCACUGGCAGCAGGAUGUGGAGGAGGCUGACACUUCGGCCAUUUGUAACAGGACGCUGUCCAGCCCCAGAUCUGCUCGACCCACAGCUGCCCGUGGUUCCCGUUGCCAGCUCAUCACGGUGCCCGCCAACACUUUCCGGGUGCUGCCCUGCAAGCUGCGCUCCAACCUGGCCGAGAGGAAGUGGCGCUACAGCGCCAGCGCCAGCCAGUUCCUGUACGCCACGCCCAAGGGCAGCCUGGUGGUGGUGGCGCAGGUGGACAAGAUGGAGACCUACGAGUGCUGGUCCGAGGAGGAGAAUUUCCGCCAACUGCUGGCCAAUUACUGUGUCAUGGCGGAGCCUCGCCAGGAAAGCACCACCAUGAUGGGCCACUCCCGGACGCCGCACAUCAAGCGCGUGGAGACCAUGAUCCUGCCCGGCGAGUCCCGCUCGGAGCAGAUCCACACCAAGACCUACUGGAACGAGCUCAUCGUGGUUUGUGCCCUGCUGGCCUUCUCCCUGGUGGUCUUCUCCUUGUUCGUCAUCUACAGGAACCGCGACCACAUGAAGUCCAUGCUGAAGCAAGGCGAGUGCGCCAACAUGCAGCAGAAGAAGCCCAGGAUGGCGGGGAAGCCCACCGAGAGCCUGCCGCUCAACGGCAACACCAUCCCCGUCUCCACCUCCGACCACAAGGGCUACCAGACGCUCAACGACAACUACAUCUGCAGCACGCCCACACGGGAGUCCUCGCCGGAGAGCAAGAGCUUCUCCGACGCGUCCGACGGGCGACCUCUCAACGUGAAGGAGAGCCACGUGGAAUACUCGCCCACGCUCCCGCGGCCUCGUGUGCGGUUAGGCUCGGAGAUUAAAGACUCCAUCGUGUGAGACCGGCAGGACAUUUCUUUAUUUUGCUCAUCUUCCUUUCUGUCCUCGCUCUGAAGCCGGAGGUCCGUUUGCGUGGGAAAGCAGCUCAUGGCCGCCACUACCAAUAGUUUGUUUUUCCGUCACAUCCUCAUGGCCGCUCAUUGCAUACAACUCGGGCUCGGACAUCGGACGCUCUAUCAGUAUUUAAAGCCCCAGUCCUCCAGUUCUACUGCCCAGGCCGCACGAAAGCCACCGUUUCCGGUUCAGGGAGGAUGAAAACAAAGUCAUGUGACGCAUUCUCACCACGAUGGAAGAUGAAGGACGUCUUCUUUACAGGGAGCGUGACUUUUCCCUUGAAUGUACGUCAAAAGUCUGUUUUGUGCACCAUGGACGUCACGUGAUCGGCAGGUACUGAGGGGGAGUCAAGUCCUCACCGUUAUCAUUUUCAGGGUCGCCCAAUAUCAUCGCGUGCGCUGUGCCAAAAAAAAACAAAAAAAAAAAACAACUUGAUUGUCUUAUCCAAACGCAAUAGUGCCAUUGUGUGUCGAGACCACCACUACCCGCCAUCUUUGUUUCAGCGUUGCAAAGAGCACUGAAGGGGUGAGGCACAAAUAAGAACAAACGUGACAUGCAAGGUAGGACUGUUAGUUCAGACUUCUGGAGUCUUUAAAAAAAAAAAAAAAAGUUGGGACACCAACCACCUAGGUACAGUAGGAAAGGGAUUCAUAUGGCCCCAUUCCUGGGUGGAUCUCACGUGAGAGGAAGAGGGGGGUCAAUCAUUUCGCAAUGCAGUCAUGAUAAUGGAAAGCGCCACUCUACAUUGCAAGUGACGCUCUGGUCAAAGUUGGAAUUGCCGCAAAACACAUUCUAACAUACUCAACACUCUCCUGCCGUCUGGCGGCUAAAUUCGUCAUGUUUCGUGUGUCAGGUAAACCGCGACGAAUGGUGCAAUACGAAUCCCCUUCCUACAGUACAAACCAGAAACACUACUAUACUCUUAUCGCUGUCUGUUCUUCUUCCUACACUAAUGUACUAAACCGCACAGAUUACAAAUAACCGGCAGGCAACAGAAAACGUCAAAACCGAAAUGCAAUUUUAGCUAGCUAGCUAGCAGGCGCAGCAAUGUAGAUCAGCACAAUUGUGUCGUGUGUGCGUGGUGGCUUGUCGCUAGGCAGACUUCGCAGUCGGGCGUUCCUCAAAAAUGCAAUACGGUCACUGCCCAAUGGAUAGCAAUUGUUUGGUUUUUUUCAUCUGAAAGAACAACAAAAGCAGGUUUUACUCGCCAUGCUGUGUCUUUACGAGCGGUGAGCAGAAACUCAGACUUGAGAGUUCCACAAAAAUAUAUUUUUGUUUGCCACUCAUCCAACGGUGACUGCUGCCCCACAAAAAAAAACAAGAAAGGACAGGGAGACUUGGCAAAAAUGUUAAUUAAUUUACAGUCGUCCCCCGCGAUUAAUUUGUAUCGUGAUAAACAAAUAUCCACGAAGUUGGAUUGUUAUUAACAAAUCCAAUGUUUUCAUAAUUUACUACCUUCUAAAUAUGAUUUUUUUUACAAUAUUGCAACCAUGUAAACAUGAAAUAACACCCAUAGAUUACUGUACUCACCGCUAGCCUGGAGGAUCCUUCGAGCAUCACUGCUGUAGUUGUCACCCGGCCACCACAACAUGGCCACGACGUGGCAAUACUUGGUCACUUCUAAGUUAGAACUGGGCUUCCAUAAGCUGAAACCACAGAUGUAAGUUAAAAACUUGGUCAACUUGACACCCGCAGCUACGCUCAUGAGCUGUGUUGUUAGCAUUCCGUGUUAGCAUUGCGCUUCCCUUGUUGUUAUUCCGCAUCACUCAAGCCCGAGCUGUGUUACUGACGUCCAUGAUGAAGUGCUUCCAAAGAGUUCAUCUCCACUCUGGCCAGACAUUUGCUGACAGUCUUGUUAGCCUGAAGUGCUACCGUAAGCUGUUGUCGUCUAAAGUCUCACCAAGGUGGAGAUGUGGUAUUGAUGAGGCAGGAGGCGAAGAUGAAAUGCAUCAAAAAAAUGUUGGUCAACUUGAGAUUGUCCCUGUGAAAGUGGAGUAGCGCCAGGAUUAGCCGCCUGUUGUUGUUAGCAUUUUUCACUCCUAACAUCCAGUACAGGCCAAACGUUUGGACACACCUUCUCCUCAUUCAAUGCGUUGUCUUUAUUUUCAUGACUAUUUACUAGAGAUGUCCGAUAAUAUCGGCCUGCCGAUAUUAUCGGACGAUAAAUGCUUUAAAAUGUAAUAUCGGAAAUUAUCGGUAUCGUUUUUUUUAAUUAUUAUUAUUUUUUAUUAAAAAAAAUGUUUUAUUAAAUCAACAUAAAAAACACAAGAUACACUUACCAUUAGUGCACCUACCCAAGAAACCUCCCUCCCCCAUUUACACUCAUUCACACAAAAGGGUUGUUUCUUUCUGUUAUUAAUAUUCUGGUUCCUACAUUAUAUAUCAAUAUAUAUCAAUACAGUCUGCAAGGGAUACAGUCCGUAAGCACACAUGACUGUGCAUGCUGCUGGUCCACUAAUAGUACUAACCUUUAACAGUUCAUUUUACAAAUUUUCAUUAAUUACUAGUUUCUAUGUAAUUGUUUUUAUAUUGUUUUACUUUCUUUUUUAUUCAAGAAAAUGUUUUUAAUUUAUUUAUCUUAUUUUAUUUUAUUCAUUUUUUAAAAAAGGACAUUAUCUUCACCAUACCUGGUUGUCCAAAUUAGGCAUAAUAAUGUGUUGAUUCCACGACUGUAUAUAUCGGUAUCGGUUGAUAUCGGUAUCGGUAAUUAAGAUUUGGACAAUAUCGGAUAUCGGCAAAAAGCCAUUAUCGGACAUCCCUACUAUUUACAUUGUAGAUUGUCACUGAAGGCAUGAAAACUGCGAAUGAACACAUGUGGAGUUGUGUACUCAACAAAAAAAGGUGAAAUAACUGAAAACAUGUGUUAUAUUCUAGUUUCUUCAAAAUAGCCACCCUUUUUCUCUGAUUACUUUUUUGCACACUCUUGGCAUUCUCUCCACGAGCUUCAAGAGGUAGUCACUUGAAAGGAUUUUCACUUCACAGGUGUGCUUGAAGCUCAUGGAGAGAAUGCCAAGAGUGUGCAAAGCAGUAAUCAGAGCAAAGGGUGGCUAUUUGGAAGAAACUAGAAUAUAAAACAUGUUUUCAGUUAUUCCACCUUUUUUUUGUUACCACGUGUUCAUUCAUAGUUGUGAUGCCUUCAGUGACAAUCUACAAUGUAAAUAGUCAUGAAAAUAAAGAAAAGGCAUCGAAUGAGAAGGUGUGUCCAAACGUUUGGCCUGUACUGUGUAACAUAACUGAUGCAUAAUAGAUAAAUAAAUAAAACAUAAGUGUUCAUUUAAGCCAAAAACAUGUAGAAUAUGCUUUUUUUUUUUUUUUUAUAAAAAAAAAUUACAGCUGUAGUGAGGGACGACUGUACUCCAAAACAAAAUUAUAAAUGACUUUGAAAUUCAUUCACACAAUUGAAUUUGGAUAGCAACAUCAAAUUAAAUGUAUUAAGUUAUUAAACAUAAAUACAUAUCUAUUCUUAACAGAAUGGAAGAAUUUCCUAUUCAAAUGUUCCGAACUCCUGUUUCCAAGAAGGUACACUAGCGCCUCUGCUGGUUCAACCAAGUAGUGCAGUCCCACGGCGCCUCACUUCUUUCCAAGGCACAAGUGAGUCCCAAUAAAAGCUGUCCAGGUUCCAUGCAUGGGAUGUGAAAGUGAAAGCACAAGUAAUCAGGGAGUUUCAAUACUCGCAAGUUGUUUGCACAUUUCACUGAAAACCCGUUUUGAAAAAAAAAAUUUAAAAUGCAACUACUGAGAAACCAGAAAGAAAAGCAGGGACCAUUAAGUACACUACACCCUUAAGUACACUCGCUCAUGGAGACUUAGGGAAUAAAGCAGACUUUUCCAAAGACUUAAGGAAGCUGUUUGAGUUCCAGUAAAAGUACAAAACCACAUGUCUUAGCGUAUAAAAUAUAAACAUCAAUAUGUCCUGCUCCCUUCAACACUGACAACUUGUCAUUGCACAGCACGGAGCGCAGAAGUGGUCAGUGUUUAUUUUUGUUGCCUUGAUUAUAAACGUGCUUAAUAUUGUGUGUUUUUUACGGGACCUUUAUUGUGCAAGAUGUGUUGUAGAGAUAGUAGCCAGUGAACACUGAUCGUUUUCUCCCAUGAUGCUUUGCUGCCUACGUACACCACUUCGCUUACGUCAUACCGAGCAGGUUGUUGAUCAAGCAUAUCAAAGCAGGGACGCCAGCUGGUUUUGCUAGUUAGCUUAGCAAUGCUAAGGUGACGCUAUGUUUUUGGUUUUUUUGACUUAAAAAUGGUCCGAGUUUAUUUGUAUCGUACAUAAUAUUUCUUAAUGUAUGAUACCAAAAAAAAAGCCAGACCAAACGUAAUCCACACAAUUAAAAGUGUCUGGAAAGAAGCCGAGCUUAUUUCAAACACGCCUGCUAGCUAAGGCAUGCUAGGCUAUUGCUCAAUUGUUGGAAAUCAACACGUUCCGGUUGAAUAAUGCAAAUAAGUUUGUAAAAAUAUUUAUUUCGUGAACUGUUUUUUUGUUUGUUUUUUGAAUUGCAUUGUUUUUUUGUUUAGUUGUAAAAAUUAAAAUUAGAGAUGUCCGAUAAUAUCGGCCGAUAAAUGCUUAAAAAUGUGAUAUCGAAAAUGAUCGGUAUCAGGUUUUUUUAUUAUCGGUAUCGGGGUUUUUGGGGUUUUUUUUUAUUAAAUCAACAUAAAAAACACAAGAUACACUUACAAUUAGUGCACCAACCCAAAAAACCUCCCUCCCCCAUUUACACUCAUUCACACAAAAGGGUAGUUUCUUUCUGUUAUUAAUAUUCUGGUUCCUACAUUAUAUAUCAAUAUAUAUCAAUACAGUCUGCAAGGGAUACAGUCCGUAAGCACACAUGAUUGUGCGUGCUGCUGGUCCACUAAUAGUACUAACCUUUAACAGUUAAUUUUACUCAUUUUCAUAAAUUACUAGUUUCUAUGUAAUUGUUUUUAUAUUGUUUUACUUUCUUUUUUAUUCAAGAAAAGGUUUUUAAUUUAUUUAUCUUAUUUUAUUAUUAUUUUUAAAAAGGACCUUAUCUUCACUAUACCUAGUUGUCCAAAUUAGGCAUAAUAAUGUGUUAAUUCCACGACUGUAUAUAUAGCGGUAUCGGUUGAUAUCGGUAUCGGUAAUUAAGAGUUGGACAAUAUCGGAAUAUUGGAUAUCGGCAAAAAGCCAUUAUCGGACAUCCCUAAUUAAAAUUUUGCGUACCCGCCUGAAAAUAUUAAGAUUUUACCACAUCUUUAAAAGAAAUGAUCCUGCUUUCAUAUGCUUGAUAACCUCAUUCAAUGUAUGAAAUGCCUUUAGCUAGCAUGUCGUACAACCCAGGAGUGACAUCGCUGGCCAAAACUCGGGAAAACGGCGUGAUCGGAACAAACAUCUUCCGGCUAACAUUUACACUGAGAGCUGCUCAAACUGACAUGUUGGACCUUAACUAACAUUUAUUAAUGACCAGCAAUUAAUUUGGAGUAGCUCCUCCACAUACUGUACUUACUGGACAUGAAUGUAUCUUGUAUGGCUUUGUUUUGAGUUGAAACAGUCACAUGAUCAGCACAACACAAUAGGACUAACGACAUUCAUAAAUAAUCCACUUCUGCAGUCAGUUUCAUCUAAUUCAGCGCCAUAGUUGACUGAAUAACAAAAGUAGACAAAUGUGGUCUUGCCUGCAUGAUUUCCCUGUUUUUUUUUUCUUAUUAUAAAUAUUAGUCGUGUAAAUAAUUGUGAACUGUAUAUUUUUUUUGUAUUAUGGAGAUCAAUUGUGACUGUUGUUUUUAUUAUUAUAUUGUACAUAAAAAGCACUUUAUUUUGAAGUUUUUAAGAUAAAUGAUUAAAAAAUAAAUGUUUUUUGACAAAGACUUGCCCACUGUGAAGAUUAAUUUGAUCAUUUAUUAUAUUUGCAUUGAUUUUCACUGGGAUUUGCUGUCUUCUGCAGGAAAAUGUACACGCUUCAUCUUAGGAGUCAGUCAUGUGCAGUGUUGGGAGUAACUGUACUGUAACGCCGUUAGUUUCAGCGGUAACUAGUAAUCUAACGCGUUAUUUUUUAUAUUCAGUAACUCAGUUACCGUUACUACAUGAUGCGUUACUGCGUUAUUUUACGUUAUUUUUUAUGUAGUAUCGGCUAGAAACAGAAGAUCUGAGUGUGUUUUAUUGGAGCGCUGCAGUGUCGUCCUUCUGAUUCUUCCU
Entelurus aequoreus (snake pipefish) is the source of this 9506-nucleotide messenger RNA. Its product is annotated as semaphorin-4B-like. Gene Ontology annotation, molecular function: chemorepellent activity; semaphorin receptor binding. The record is from RefSeq and is a predicted model, not a curated record. The coding region runs from base 791 to 3301 and encodes 836 amino acids. Gene Ontology annotation, biological process: negative regulation of axon extension involved in axon guidance; positive regulation of cell migration; semaphorin-plexin signaling pathway. The transcript is spliced from 16 exons. Lineage: Eukaryota; Metazoa; Chordata; Actinopteri; Syngnathiformes; Syngnathidae.